Messenger RNA from Tribolium madens (black flour beetle), 2886 nucleotides. RefSeq lists its product as uncharacterized. The transcript is spliced from 5 exons. Lineage: Eukaryota; Metazoa; Arthropoda; Insecta; Coleoptera; Tenebrionidae. Bases 250 to 2280 code for a protein of 676 amino acids. The record is from RefSeq and is a predicted model, not a curated record.
ACAUACUUAUAACAACACAUGCAAUAACCAUUUUUGUGUACGUUUAAUGUCAAAAGUCAGCCGUAAACAUUCAUGUUUUUCAAUUUUUUCCUUUUUGAGUCAAAUAUAUUAUCGACCCGAUGCUCGAGACGCUAUGCGUCUGCGUGUAUAUAAACAAUCCAGCGUUUCGAUUCUAAGGGUAUUCGUGCUGUGGAAAUUCGUUUAUCAUCAUCAAAUUUUGACAAAACCGGCUGUAUGAAGCAUUAAGGAAUGGGGUUACACAAAAUCUCUAGUGUUGGAAGGCUGUUACUGAUAAUAAUUGGAUUGACGUGGGCUCAAGAGGAUUCUCUUCGGAGCGCAUUAAAUGCAAUUGAUCGACGCCAAAGAGAUUUAUCUGAAUUUUCUAGAUAUGACGAUGACAGUUUAGGAGAAUAUGGAUAUUCGUUAGAUGGUCCUGAUGACCUUGCAUUUUUAUCUCCAUCUGAAUAUAACACAGAUCGUGACCUGGACAAGAAUCCGGCAUUCGAACAAUUUUUAUUAGAUUAUCUGGAAGACGGUUCUUAUCUCGAUUCAGGGCGUGCUAAUCGUGAUGAUGAUGUUAAAAAGAGAAUUUCCUCCUCAUUUAGAGAGCGCUUGGAGGAGGAUAAAGAACGACAAUUAGAGGAAUUAGCACAAAGUUUUCUGCCAAAUUCCGAAAAUUACCAAGAAGGGAACGAUGACGAUUAUAGUCAACUAAUUAGAGAACUUUGGGAGAAAUACCGAAACUAUCCUAAUUUAUACAAUCAUCCAAGGGUUUACUACAACAAUGAAAACAAAAAGAGGUCUUAUUAUCCCGGUCUUGGAUUGGACAGCAUUGGAUUAAGAAAACGCAACAAAUACUACGACUCAGACUUAAACGACUCUCCUUAUUUAUACAACUACAAUUCAAGAGAUGAUUUCUAUAACAAAUAUCAAGAUGACGACGAUAGAGACACCGAUUCAAAUUAUUACGACUGGACUAAAAACAAACACCAUAAAAGAGAACGGAAAUACGAAUCCAGACAGCGGUCGUAUCCAAUGAAACGCUUUCCCGUAUCAAAGAGAAGCAGCAGCUAUGAACCCCCGCAAUCAGAAAUCACCCACGAGCAUAAACGUUCAACAACCAAAAAAGAUUCAGUUGAAAAGACCGAUCCAAAAGUAGCCAAAGACUUGAGUAACAUUUUCGGAACCGUUACAACCGAAAAACCCGCAACCUUCAAACCCGAAAAAUCCAAAACGGCCAAAAAAGAACUCGCUAAAGAAACAAAACCAAAAGUGACAUCUUCGAAAAAAGCAAGCACGUCCAAAGAAGAGGUAUCUGGAAUAAUAAGCGAGAAGCCUCUCCAAAUCCAGAAAAAAUCAAUCAAUUGGUCUGAUUACUUCGGCUUAGACCGGCGCAAGAAAUCCGAUGACGAACUCGACAAACAGUGGCUGUUGGAACGCUACCAUAAAGCAAUCGCCUUGGCCAGUAAACGAAACGCCGAAUACCCACUCCAGUCGUUCAAAAACCACGACCAACCGAGCAAGAAAGAGUCGGACAAAAAGAACAAAUUCGAAGAAUUAAAACUGUCCGAAAUGGACGCAAAACUGAAAAACAUGGAGGACACAAUCAUCGACGAUGCGCUUAAAUUCACCGGGGCUCACGAGGGUUCUAGCGAUUCCCAAGAAAUCCAAGAAGUGAAGGACCGAGUUAUUUCGCGAUUAGCGGCCGCUUACAGCUUGGAAAAGAUGCGACGGGCCUUAGGCGAAUACAAACUAAGCGUCGAGAAGGAAAAGGAGCGAUUAAAGCAACAUAAAAGCGACGAUUAUGACAUUUCGGAAGAUAAAAGAGUGUCAGUACCGAGAAAGCAAGCUGUCGACGAAGAUAGAGAGAAAAAUCCAGAGGGGGAUAAUAACAUCAAGUGCUCCCAAGGCGACGAAGACUGCGAAGAGCAAAAUUAUCGAGCACCCUCUGAGAUUUUAGAACAAACAGUUUUCGAGGAGUGUCCCAAAGUUCAAAGAGCGUGCAAUGAGGUAGCUACGGCUCUGAGUCACUAUGCCAGAGUUUUUGAGACGGCGUGUAACAUGCAUCAGAUGUGUCUCCUAUGUAGUAAUAAUAGCUGGUUUGCCCCCACUCGUCAAUGCAACGUCCUAUUUUUGACCAAAGUAUUUGAAUUGUGCGAUGGAAAACAGGAAUGUCAAAAGGAGGCCCAAAGGUCGGUCAGAUAUUUGUUGGAUGUGAACCGGUCACUAAGGUUGGAACCUUUGGGAGAGUGCGAACUCGCUUGUCCUGACAGACGAUAAAUGAGACGAUCGAUGUCCAAAAGGGUCGUUAAAAACCCUUUAACUGAUUUCUCUCAGCCGCCAUCUAAACUGUAUCGAUAUUUACUGACAGCCUUGAUUUAUUUCAAUGGGUGUAUUAUCAUUGUAACUUAUUAAAUGUACACAUAGUAAAUGUUGCUUCAGAAAUGACAUUAACACUGAAGUUUGUUGUUAAAUAUUUAUAUUCUAUUUGUUUAUUCGAAAUAUACAGCGAUUUAUCUUAACACAUUCUAAAACACGUUCAAAGUAAUAAAUUCCAAUUUAAUUAAAUUACUGUACAGCUUUAAAUUCUCAUUGUUGUAUCUAAAUUUUUUAGAAACAGGGAUGCAUUGAACGUGAUUUUAUUAUGAGCAAUUGAUUGGAGUCGAUAUGGUGAUUUCAUCAGUGCCCUGGAACGAUCGUGACAAUAAUCCCAAAAUAUCUGAUUAAAUUAAUAAAUUUUUGACAGGGCUUGUUCAGCAUUUAAACCCACAAUUGAAAUUGCCGUAUCAAAACCAUCGAUUUUGCUUAGAAAAAAGGACUGUGCUAUUGUAUUAACGGUUUCAAUAUAUUUUAAUGGUAAAAUAGACAAUUUUAUUUGAUGUUGAA